Messenger RNA from Porites evermanni, 2054 nucleotides. The record is from the annotation of a GenBank genome assembly. NCBI's taxonomy places the organism in Eukaryota, Metazoa, Cnidaria, Anthozoa, Scleractinia, Poritidae.
UUCUUUUUAGUUGUUCUUUCUGGAAGUAAAGCAGCUCUUCCCGACGUAGGGAGCUGUACAUUCAUGGAGUAUUACUGUGCGGCUCGUAAAUGCAACACCGAUUUCAUUAAAGGACUUCAGAGAGAUCCUAAUGGAACUUGCAGGUACAGUAUUAAGGUUGUUUCGGAAAGAAUGUCACAAUUACGUUUUUUUUCGGUGUCUUGUACAGUGGUUAUCGCAGAUUCGAUCGUUCCCCACAAUAACACAUUAGGGCACUUAAGCAACUACGACGACCACCACAACGACGACUUCAAAAAACAAUAGGUUUAAUGAUCAAAACAACAGCUCUGCACGUGCAUCAUGCUUUUUAGUACAUUUCUUUCACGUCCACUGCACGACUACGACGUGAAACCUCCUAAUUUGCCGUUUUAUGGAGGACGUGGACAUGCGACGACGAAUUUUCCUUUCUCUUUUUGAACCUGAAUAAAAUCAUUAAGAAUUCAACUCCAGGAAAAGUUGCCUGUAUUUGACAUAUUGAGCGGGUCCAAUUAGACGCGAUUAAGUUUGAAAGAACGCUAAUUCAUUUUUUUUGCCGACCUUUUCACUGCUGUCGUCGUCGUCCUUGCUUAAGUUCCCUGUUGUACCCAGAGUCGUCGAUGUUUAAUCCUUAGCGAACUUUUUGCUGUCAAGUUGUUAUUGUAUCGAUCGCUUUAAUUUGGUUUAAGUCAGACCACGCUUUAUGGGCUUCAGCUUUAUGCGGACACCUCAUUAUUACGAACAGUUUUCGUUGUCGCUGCGGAAAGCCCCUUCAUUAUUUCCUAAAGUCAACCCUUUCAAUACGGACACCCUGUUAAUAUGAAAAUUGAUCGGGCUAUAGAAAGUGUCCAUAUAAAAGAAAGUGUCAGACCACCCUUUAUCCAUUUUUAUCCAUUCUGCCUAGAUGGUGAAUGACCAUACCACGCACAUAUAACUCGGCUCAGUAGGAGAAAAAGUUCGAAACUGGGAGUAUUUGGUGUUUGUCUUAAGGUGAUGUUACACGAGACGAUUUGCAGCGACGAUUUUUAGCGCAAUGCAGCGUGGCAACAUUGCUGCGACAUUGUUUCGAAUGGUUACAACAUUGUUCCAACAUUGCCAAGUUGUGUUGGGUUGAAAAUCGUCGUUGUAAAUCGUCUCGUGUAACAUCAUCUUUAGCGUGAGUUGACUGUAGGCCAAUUCACAGUGCUUAUAUUACCUCACCAAUACUUGUUAUUUUAUCAUCUGUUGCUUAAUAUUAUUCAUUAACUAUGAACUUACAUGUAGUAAUGGUAAAUUUUCCAUGUUGAAUUCUCAGCGCAAAGUUCUAUGUCCUGACCAGCUGUGCAACCAAGUCGGCUCAGUCUUGUGCCGGAAGUGUACUGUCUAAAAGUCAGAUCGACAAUAUUAUCCGCGAGAGCUAUAAAGAAAAUAUCAUGUGUCUUGAAGGUGGAAACGCGAUUCCAACCAUGCCGACGAUUGGCUCGCCAUGUGCGCCAUCGUUCAGCACUGAUGCAGACAACUGUUUGAGAACCUUUCAUGAAAAGUUUGCUGCAAACAAGGCGGACCCGGAUCUGUGCUCGUGAGUUAAAUCUUUGAUUGCAUCUAUCGUAUUCCUAAGCUAUUGGCAACCAACGCUCUAAAUCUAGUGCUUCUUGAUGCAGUUACUAACCCCACCCUCGCCUCCUCUCUUUCUCUCUCCUUCUCUCCCCCAACCACACACACAUACACACACCCUUCUACUUUGUUCCGCCUCUACUUCAAUCUUAAUAAUUGGACAUUGUGAUUGCCCUUUUUUCAAUUUCAACAGGGAAAAUGCCAAAGCAAAGAAGUGCAUGAAGAAUCUCAUAGCGUCGGCUUGUACCUUACCGUCUACUGUACAAGAAAUGUUAGAUUUGGCCUUUAGUGACUACAAUCCUUUCUGCAAGGACAAUCGAGACCCGGGGGCGAUUGGUAAUGACCAGUGUUACGGUUACAGCGGCAGUCCUGCAACCGCUGUGAUGAAUAUGGGCGUUGCAAAGGCUCUGCUGUUUUAUUUCCUGUUUCUGUUUUUCUUUGUUUAG